GUUGUUGUUACACAACAGAUGCUUUCUUAACACUCGUCCGUUUAAUCUAAAUUUUUAUUUAUUUCAUAGAAGUUAAAAGACAAAAACCAAUUUGUGUAGAAUAAGGGUGAAAAAAGAAAGGAAGAAAAAAAGAACAUUGUAAAUUUUUUUGAAGUAGCAGUUAAACUGCAUUAAUGACAACAAUGACAACUCUUGAAUCACUGGAGGCGAAGAUGGCAAAUAUAGAGGAGUCGUUAUGCUUCUCUCUAUCACCCCGACGACAUAAAUCGGGAUCAUCAAUCAAAAGUUUAUCGAUUCAUUCACCACAGAAAAUAGACACGAUGAGUCGAUUGUCGAGUGACGAUCAUAAACAUCUUUUACAAAAUUCAAGAACAUCGCUGGAUAAAGACCCGCAACGUAUUUCGGAUACGCAUAAUGAAAAAGACUUGAAAGAAGCACUAACGAAUAACGCCAAAAAAGUUGAUUUAUUGAAGAUCGAUGUGAAAAAUAAGAAGUCGGCAAUAAAAAAUUUAAAAAAUGCUCUUCAUAAGGUAACGCAGUGCAUAAGUGAAGGUACAACAUCGGAUAUAGAUUUAAGGAUACGACAAGCUGAAUUAGAAUAUGCUUUAGGAAGAGAAGAACUUCAAUUACUUACAAUUUUAGAAGAAGUUAAAAAUUUACAAUUAAAAUUAGAAAGUGAAACUUAUAAGGCAGAUAGCAAUUCCCUCUACGCCCUUUUGUCAAAAGGACAUCAAUUUAGUUUACAUGCAAUUCAAGCCUCAACUGGACGAUGGAAUGCAAAUAAAAAAUGUGAUAGUGAUGCAUUUUAUGUCGAUUGGGUGUUGGAUGGAGAAGAGCUCCAACGUGGAGAUAGAAUAAUUGAAAUUAAUGGCAAAAUUCUUACUGGACGUGAGAAGGAUGAGCUGCAAAAGUCAUGUGCAAAUUGUACUAGAUGCGAUAUGGUUGUGAUUCGUAAAAAAGUUAUUUCUGCAAACGUUUUGUCUGCAAAUAUUGCCAACUAUCAACAAUUACAAAAGUCACAAGCUGACAAUCUAAGACUUCAGCAUCGAAUAUCAUAUCUAGAAGAACAAGUUAAAGAAUUGCUUGACACACAAAAAGGAAAAACAUCUUCAACAUCAAAAACAGCUAUUAUACCAAAUGGAAAACAAAGUAGUGGAACUCAUAUUACGAAUAUAAGCAUAUCAUCAUCGCCAUCUGAUGAAGAUCGACCGGUAAUAUAUCAACGUGGCUCAUUCGUGACAACUAUUGUUGAUAAUAGAAAGAACGGUUCGAAUGAGAAUUACGUAUCAAAAUCUAUUCAGAAAUCAUCCUCAACGACAAAUGUUAAUAUGCAUAAAGAAUUGAGUAUAAUGAAUAGUUCAUCAAAAUCUAUUAAAAACUUAUCAGCUUCUCUGUCUCGUAUUUCUGUAAGCACUGAUAUACAUUUACAGAAAUAUCGUAAAGAAAGGGAAAAGAAAGAACGAGACCGGUAUGACCUCAAAUAUAUUAAUAGAGGUGUUCUAAAAAGCGUCAAUAAAUCCACAGUAAAUACGUCGAUGAAUCAGACGGAUAAAUUGUAUGUGAAGCAAAAAAGCUCGACCGCAAGGAGCACGAAAAGUUUAGGUUAUGAUUAUGAUACUGACAAUAAUGUGAAUUAUAAUUAUACGUCCGAGCCGGUAUGUGCAAUUAAGGUACGACCAACACCACCGACAAAACCACAGCGAUUGUCUCUUCAACGGACGAAAAGUUUGCAGGAAGUCAGCGAUAAUAUAUUAACGCCAUUAAGUAUUUCAAUCGAUAAGAAUAAGCGUGCAAUGAAGCGAAUCCAUAAAAACGAAAUACAGCAGCAGCUGUAGGAACUGACUGAAUAAGAGAUAGACAACACGUCAAAUGAUAUAUCAACUGAAAUAAUGAGUUAUAAGCCUGUCUAAUGAUAUUAUUUUUAAACGGAACUUGCCUCGAAUUUUGUGUGUAGUUUUACACUUGUGUACUUAAUAAAUUUAUGAAAAUUUUUACAAAUUUUUAUUUUAAAAUUUAAAUU
This is a messenger RNA of Chironomus riparius, 2020 nucleotides long. Lineage: Eukaryota; Metazoa; Arthropoda; Insecta; Diptera; Chironomidae. The record is from the annotation of a GenBank genome assembly.